GGGGUGUGGCUGGCAGCUGAGACAAAUAAACAUGGAGGUUAUCUUUCACGAGAAACAAGAGGGCUCCCUUUGCGCCCAGCACUGCCUCAAUAACCUCCUGCAGGGGGAGUACUUCAGCCCUGUGGAGCUCUCGUCCAUCGCCAUGCAGCUGGAUGAGCAGGAGCGGAUGAGAAUGGCGGAGGGCGGUAUGACCAGCGCUGAGUACAGAACCUUCAUGCAGCAGCCGUCCGGAAACAUGGACGACAGCGGAUUCUUCUCCAUCCAGGUUAUAAGUGAUGCACUAAGAGUCUGGGGACUAGAACUGAUUCUCUUCAACAGUCCCGAGUAUCAGACCCUCGGCAUAGAUCCAAUAAAUGAACGAGCCUUUAUCUCUAAUUAUAAGGAGCACUGGUUUACUGUACGGAAAUUGGGUAAACAGUGGUUCAACUUGAAUUCCCUGCUGACAGGCCCGGAGCUUAUAUCCGACACCUACCUUGCACUCUUCUUAGCUCAGCUACAACAGGAAGGAUACUCCAUAUUUGUAGUAAAAGGAGAUCUACCUGACUGUGAAGCCGACCAGAUCCUCCAGAUGAUCCGGGUGCAGCAGAUUCAGCGGCCGAGGCUCAUAGGAGAGGAUGCAGCACUGACCGACCAAAGUCCACAGAGGAGUGUUCCGGGCGUGGAGGGGUCUCAGUUGUACGACUGGUCCCCCAUGAUGGAUGAGGAUGAAGAGAACCUGCAGAAGGCACUUGCACUCAGUAGGCAAGAGAUAGACAUGGAGGACGAGGAGGCAGAUCUCCGCAGGGCGAUACGACUCAGUAUGCAAGGAGGACCUCGCAGUGAAUACACAGAGACCUCACCCCACAGCGUGCCACAGACAUCAGGGACCUGUAAGGAAGAAUCCCUCUCACAGGAGGAACUGCGCCAAAGACGACAGAUGUAUUUUGAAAAACAACAGCAGAUAAAACAUGAACCGUGCUCCGAUGGGAACUGUGCAACAACAGACUCCGGACAUGCAGAAGCAGAUUCUGGAAUGAGUGAAGAGGACAUGCUCAGGGCAGCCAUGAAAAUGUCUCUAGAUACUGGUGGGACCAAGUCUGAGGAGCAGGGCAAAUGACCACUGGGCUCCGGCCUGCCCUUUGUAAACUGUCCUGUGGGACCUGCCGCGCUUGUCACGCAGAUAACAAGAAUGUACAUAUUGAAUAUAUAGUGUGGACGGGCGUCAGCCUUAGGUAUAUUUGAUGCUUUUAUGAAUGUCUUUUUAAACGUGUCCGUGUGUCAAUUAUUCUUCACCACCUGAGCAGCGUCACAUCCUGCGGCCUCUGAUCUUCUUCUCCUCCCGAAAGACUCCACCUCGCAUGGCGUGACCAAAGCACAAGCCCCUCAAUGCUGGCCAUAGAGGUGAAGACUUGCCCCUCAUCUGACAAGCGGGACUUCCAAAAACCAGGAUGGAGUGCAAGUCUCUAAAGUAUGCCCUGUGCCAAGUCUGCCUCCCUGCACUACCACCAGGGGAGCCGUGGGGCAGUAGAGCAUAGGCUGAGCCCUUCCCCUUGCUCAGUGCACGGAGUAAAUAAGAAAGUUGCAAAUGCUUUUAUUAAAAAGGAUUUCUUGGAUUUUAUUUUUAUUUUAACCCUUGUACAAGUACUUACCUUAAAUAUUUUGCUCCCCCCCCUUCCACUCGUCUUAAUCCAUCCACCUGUGCUAGCCCAUAGCAAUGACAGUGACCUGUCGGAAGGAAGUCAUGGUGCAGGCGACACUGACGGAAGGAUGAGAGAUAAAUGGCUGCUUUCUCCUAGUAACAGCGCCACGCCUGGCCACAGAUUGUGUGUGGUAUUGCAGCCUGGCCGCCUUCGAUUAAACAGCCUGCUGUACUUGGCUAUCUCCAGAACUCGCAUUGAAAUGAAUGGAGCGUCCACGUGCAUGUGUGACAGGCCGCUCCUUUCAUUUCAGGGGUACGGGGGGCCUGUUCUUGUGAUCAGUCGGGGUCCCAGCGGUAGGACCCCUUCCCUCGCCAUCUAAUAGUUAUUCCUCAUCCUGUGGAUAGGGGAGAACUUCAAACAACAGGAAUACCCCUUUAGGGCUCAUGUACACGAAUGUAUAUUUUGUCCGUCUCCGUUCCGUUUUUCUGCGUAUGCAGAACCAUUCACUUCACUAUCCGUAUGUCCGCAAGUUCGUUCAUAGAACAUGCCAAGGCAGGCAUUUUUACAAUGGAUCUGCAGAAAAAAAAAACAAAGAAAACGAACACAGACGUCAAAUGGAUGUUAUCCGUUUUUUUUUUUUUGUUUUUUUUUUUUAAAGAUAUAGAUUACCUAUUCUCAGGAUAGGUUCUGAAUAUCUGAUUGACGGGGGUCUGACGAGGCAUGUGACGUCACAUUCAUUGGUCAUGUGGCCUAGACGUAACCCAGUCCCAUUCAAGUGAAUGGGGCUGAGCUGCAAUAUCAAGCACAGCCACUAUAUAAUGGAUGGCGCUGUGCUUGGUGAACUCCCUGCGGGGCCGUGGCCUCCUCAAACAGGUGAUCAUUGGGGGGGUAAUGGGUUUUAGAGCCCCGCCCAUCUGAUAUUGAUGACCUCAUCAGCAUCAGACUCUUGGGAAAACCCUUUUAAGCUGCAAUACCAGACAUAACCCAGGAGCGGGGCGGUGCUGUUUCUGGAUGAAUGUGCCCCUAUCUACUUUACCAAUUAUUGCACCAUGUUGUUAAUUUUAUUUGAUCGUAAUGGGGACAAAGGUAUCGCUCCGACUGCUCCUCGGUCACGUUUACCUCAUUUACUUUCCAUGUAUGGCCGCACACUAUCUUAUUAACGAGCCAUCUCCGGCAAGAGCAGGCGCUCAAAUAAGGGGGUCCCCUCCCUGGUUAUGGUGCUGUAACCCCAUCUACACUCCGCUUGCAGGUUUUUGUUUUUUUGUGUUGUUUUAAAGAGCACUCUACACUAAAUAAAGAUCUAAUUUUAUCUUUUCA
Bufo gargarizans (Asiatic toad) is the source of this 2936-nucleotide messenger RNA. RefSeq names its product ataxin 3 (gene ATXN3). Gene Ontology annotation, cellular component: nucleus. NCBI's taxonomy places the organism in Eukaryota, Metazoa, Chordata, Amphibia, Anura, Bufonidae. Gene Ontology annotation, molecular function: cysteine-type deubiquitinase activity. The record is from RefSeq and is a predicted model, not a curated record. Gene Ontology annotation, biological process: protein deubiquitination.